This is a messenger RNA of Cucurbita moschata (crookneck pumpkin), 1896 nucleotides long. Its product is annotated as protein indeterminate-domain 9-like. Bases 292 to 1824 code for a protein of 510 amino acids. NCBI's taxonomy places the organism in Eukaryota, Viridiplantae, Streptophyta, Magnoliopsida, Cucurbitales, Cucurbitaceae. The record is from RefSeq and is a predicted model, not a curated record. The transcript has 3 exons. Gene Ontology annotation, cellular component: nucleus. Gene Ontology annotation, molecular function: DNA-binding transcription factor activity.
UCUCUCUCUCUCCUUGAAGAACCUUUUCUUCUUUUUAGCUUUUUUAGUAUUUUUAUAGCCUUUUUCCCAUUUGAGUCUCCUUUUAAUUCUCAUUCUCUCUUCUCCCACUUCAUCAAUUUGCACCUUCAAAUCUCUCUCUCUCUCUCUCCAUUCAAGAAGCCAUAGCUGUUAAUAUCUCUUCAAAGCUCUUAUUCUUUGAGGGUUUUUGAAGAACAACAAGAGAAAAGAGAGAUAGUGACCAAUUUAGAGAAUAACCCAUCAUAGAGAAUCAAAAGGCAUACUCAUGUUUUCAUGUUUUGUUCUUGUUUGUGUCUAAUUCAGCUCAAUUCCAAACCCCAAACCCCAAACAAACAAACAAAAAAAAAAAGGGCUUCUAAUAUGUUUUCCCCAACAAUUAUGUCCAAUUCAACUUCCUUGUCUGAUCAAGCUACCAUCUUUUCCAAUAUUCACCACUCUCCACAAAAGCUCAAGAAGAAACGAAGCCUCCCCGGUAACCCAGACCCAGAUGCAGAAGUGAUAGCACUUUCACCAACAACACUUCUUGCAACAAAUAGAUUUGUGUGUGAAAUUUGCAAUAAGGGUUUCCAAAGGGAUCAAAACUUGCAGCUACACAGAAGAGGCCACAAACUUCCAUGGAAAUUGAAGCAAAGAAGCAGCAAAGAAAUGAAGAAGAAGGCGUAUGUGUGCCCAGAGGAAGGUUGUGUUCAUCAUAACCCUUCAAGAGCAUUAGGAGAUCUCACAGGAAUCAAAAAACAUUACUCCAGAAAACAUGGAGAAAAGAAAUGGAAAUGCCUUAAAUGCUCCAAACUCUACGCUGUUCAAUCUGAUUGGAAAGCUCACUCCAAAACUUGUGGAACUAGAGAGUAUAGAUGUGACUGUGGAACCCUUUUCUCCAGGAAAGAUAGGUUCCUAACCCAUAGAGCUUUUUGUGAUGCAUUGGCGGAGGAGAGUGCACGGCUCUCGGCUAACCAAUUGGCCAUAGCUUCGGCCGCCUCAGGUGCCACGGGUGUUGACGUAAGCCUGUCUUCGACCACGGUUGCUCAAUCUCUCUUUCCUUUUGGCAACCAUUAUCAGUUCUCGAAUUCGCUAAUACCGUCGUCUCCAUCGUCACUGUCGUUGUCAUCGUCGCAAACCCUUGUGUCCCUAAACCCUUGGAACCAUCCCCUAAACCCUAACCCUAAUCAUACCCUUCAAAUGAUCAAGCCUGAAGACUCAAAUUCUCACCAUUUUCAACAAAUUCCAAAUUUGCCCCUCUCCGAUGACUCCUCCAAUAAUAACAAUUACCACCCUUUUGGUCUAAUUCAAGAUCACCACCACAAGGCGAGGUCAUCCUCCUCCUCCUCCUCUUCCAUGAUAACCUCACCCUUUAGGAACCUCCACGUGUCGGUGCAACCGGCCUCAAAUGUUGCCACGUCAGCUCACCUAUCAGCCACAGCCCUACUACAAAAGGCCGCAACAGUUGGCAUUGACGCUGCAAAAUCAGGUCACCAUCAGCCCGAGUCAGUGGGUCAUAUAACUCACUUCAACAUCCCCGAGUUCCGCCCAUCAAAUCAUAUUAGCUCGCUGAGUCAACUCGGUCCAGACUACGCCACGUGGCAGAAGAGUGACCGGUUGACCAGGGACUUCCUCGGUCUUACCGGACAUGGGAACGGCACCGGAAGUGGUUCCGGCAGCGGGGGAUCGGUGCAUGUUAGCAUGAUCGUUAAGGAUAUGCUAACGUACGCAGGUGGAAUUGAGAUGUUUAAGCCUCACAAUAAUAAUAAUAAUAGUAAUGGUUUUGGAUAUGGGGAGGCAGCUGCCAAUGGAACUUGGGGAGACUGUUGAAUGAAACGGUGACGUUUCACUGGAGAAAAAAAAAAUUAAAUGUUUUUAUUUCCAAUUUAUCUUUUUUUUUUU